Molecule: messenger RNA, 1626 nt
Organism: Cokeromyces recurvatus
Lineage: Eukaryota; Fungi; Mucoromycota; Mucoromycetes; Mucorales; Mucoraceae
Product: WD40-repeat-containing domain protein
Exons: 4
Coding region: 1-1626 (541 amino acids)
Cellular component (GO): small-subunit processome
Molecular function (GO): protein binding; snoRNA binding
Source: RefSeq, a predicted model, not a curated record
AUGGAACAUUCAGAAGAAUUGGAAUCAGAAUUCCAAAUUCCAGAAUAUAUGUCAGGAUGGACAGAUAAACAAAAAGCAGAAUUUGCCUUUCAGUUGCUAAAAACUUUACCGUCGAAUGAAGUAGUCCGGGUUGUAGAUCAAAUUUCACCGCAUUUACGAUAUAAUAUUCUUUUACAAUUACCUCACGAGAUUGCUAUAUAUAUAUUGAGUUUUUUGGAUGUAUACUCAUUAAUACAAGCAUCUCAAGUUUCUAAAGGCUGGCAUUCAAUUUGCAUGGAACAAAGUUUAUGGAGGAAUUUGUUUGAAUUGGAAAACUGGACAUACAAUCAAGCAGAAAUGAAUGCAUAUCUUAAUUAUGCAGAUGAGGAAUAUGAUAACUAUCAAAAUAUCACUGUUGAUACUAAUACGAAUAAUAAUGUUAGUGAAAAAUCAACUGCCGCCCAAUCAAAUAUUUCGCCAGUACCCAUUUCGAGAACUUCAUCACCGUUAUUAGAAAUGAACACAUGGUCACGGCUUUAUAUGAAUAACAACAAAAAAACAAUAGAAAAUGAUAGAGGAGGUAAUAGCCAUAGCCAUGUUACUCGGGAUAAAAAACGAAAUACAGCAUUAGAGAAAAUGAAUAGUCAUCGAGCAUCUAAUACCAAUUACCAUUAUAACCCUGUUACUGAUACCCGUUUUAUCAACUGGCAAAAAUUAUACCAAAAUCGAUUUACAAUUGAAAGACGUUGGAAAGAAGGUAGCUGUGUGACGCGCAUGUUCCCACCUUUGAAUUGUCCUGUUUCAGAUAUACACACGGAUGGAAUUUAUUGUAUCCAAUUUGAUAAAAAUAUCAUGGUUACAGGCAGUCGAGAUAUGACAGUUAAAGUAUGGGACAUGAGAACAGGUCAAUGCAAGAUGACGAUGAGGGGACAUGAUGGCAGUGUGUUAUGUUUGCAGUAUGAUAAAAAUAUACUUGUGACUGGAAGUUCAGAUUCUAAUAUCUUUGUAACGGAUAUGAAGACGGGUGAAAUAAAGAAAAGAUUAAUAGGCCAUCGGGAAAGUGUACUUUGCGUGAAGAUGGUAACGAAUAAUAGAAUUCUUAGUUGCUCGAAGGAUGGGUCAUUGCGAUUAUGGAAUAGGCUUACUGGAGAAUGUAUUCGUGUUUAUACUGGACAUAAUGCUGCUGUAAAUGCACUGCAAUGGAAAGGGAAUCGUAUUGUGUCAGGAUCAGGAGAUCGAACGAUUAAGAUAUGGGAUUUAGAGACCGGAACAUGUCUACAAACAUUAACAGCUCAUACAAGAGGAGUGGCAUGUGUAGAAUUUGAUGGAAAUCGUAUCGUAAGUGGCUCAAGCGAUCAAACGAUUAAAGUAUGGAAUGCAGCAACAGGCGAAUGCAUUUAUACUUUAGUGGGACAUACAGAGCUUGUUCGUACUAUACAAUUAGAUCCUAUUGCUAAUAGAAUUAUCAGUGGUUGCUAUGAUGGUCGUUUAAAGAUCUGGAGUUUGGAUGAAGGCAGAUUAUUAAGAGAUUUAGGCCAAGCUACAGAAGGAAGAUUUGACUGUACCAUGAUCGCUUGUAGUUCUAAUGUCGUUAAAGUAGUAAUAUAUGACUUCGCUCAUGAUAUUGAUACAAAGUUCUUAGUGUAA